Stylonychia lemnae is the source of this 3594-nucleotide messenger RNA. The record is from the annotation of a GenBank genome assembly. Lineage: Eukaryota; Ciliophora; Spirotrichea; Sporadotrichida; Oxytrichidae.
AUGGGAGGUUAUUCAAGUAUAACAUAAAUUGACACCUCAAACUCUGGAAAUUAUUAUCCGAUACUUUUUUAUAUCUCAAAUGAUGGCUACUAUGAGUGGGCAAAAUACAUUGAUUCAUUAUAGCUUGGUAUUGAAACAGUCACAUUUACAACUGAUACAAAAACAUCUGUAAACAUUCUUGCCACUCUCUAUGAUUAUACUCUUGAAUAUUACAUCUUUCUAAUUGUUUCCAGCUCAGCUGGGGAGAUUAUUUAGAUGUUUUAUGAAUCUAGUGGGAAGAUUAAUGAUAUUUAUAAUAAUGCAGCUGCUUUAAGUGCUGAUAAUUAAAUAUUCAUUAAUGCUCAUCAAACACUUGAUAAGUUCCUAAUUUUUAGUAUGACUUCUUCAGGAGGUGGCAGGUUUUCACCUUCAUGGAUAUUUACUGAGGCUUCUUCCUUGAGUUCUGAAUAUUCCCAGGGAGUAGAAAGAGCCACAUCUCAGAAUUAUAAUUCAAUUUCAAUUAGGAACUAAGACAUUCAAACAUUUCCGGAUUUUGAUCUCAUUUGUGGUUGUGGCUAAGUAAAAAAUUCGAGAAUCGCACCGAAAAUUUCUUAGAAUUAAAUUUAUUUCGUUAAGAUGAAAGCUGAUAAUAGAAUUGAUGAUUAAAGAAAUAUUGAUCUAAGUGGGUACAAUUCAUGCAAUGAUGUUUCAAUUGAAAGUAGCAGUUCAUUAUAUGUAUUAAUCAACGAUCAGUCUACUUAUCACAUGAAUCUUUACUAUUUUGAUUUUUCAAAUUUGAUCUCUGCAACAAUAAAGUAAUAGACUUUCUGGUUUAAAGAUUUCAGUGAUAUAUAUAGAGGAAAGAUUGAUAACUAUUUUAAUCCUUACUACGUUGGAGAUAUUUUUAACUCACUUAUUUCCUCAGAGUAUUAUCAAGGAUUCCUCACCUCUAUGAAUGUAGAUUAAUCGUGUUCUUCUCUUGAUACUGGACCAACUACUACUACUUUUACAAGUGCUUUCUCAUCUUCCUCAUUUUCACUUGUUACUUUUGAUAUGGAGUCCACUACUUUAACUUUAAAUGAUAGAAGUGAUGUUUAAUUAAAAGAAAUAUUUUUAGAAACAGUAAAACAUGAAAUUGGUGCAUUUUGCAGUGUUAAUUCCAUUUAAACUAUAGAUUUAACAACUACAUAUUCAAUCAAUCACAUCAUUUAAGAUGGUGAUUUUUCUCUAAGUUUCAAGUCACUCUUUGAUGGUGAUCUAAGCUGUAAUGAUAUUUCAAGAAAAUACACCAUCACAUUAAAUGAGAUGAACUAAGUUAAUUUUAUAUUUGAUGAAAUUGAUAAACUUUCUUGCUCUUAAGAUAAACUUGUAAAAUCAGUUAAUUCUGUUUAGGUUAAAGUUGAGAUUCCAAAUGGAUCAACAACGACAUUGUAAAUAGACAUAGAUGUCAUUGAUUGCUCUCUAGAUUAGUAUACUCUUGAAUUCUCUAUAGGCUCAUUGAUUUAUACCAUUAAAGAACAUCCUUAGAUUAUUUCCCUUUCAGAUUUUACUCAGACCUAUUCACAAUGUGCUAAGCCCUUGAUUUAUCUUAGAGAAGAUGAUAAUAUUUUGAAACCAUCAAAUCUAAUUUCACUCACUCAAUCCGAUUUCGUGAUGACAAUUUCUUCGAGUAAUCUUAUAUCAUAUGAUAGUGACUUUAAUGUUUUUACAGUUGAAACAGAUUCAAUCUAAAAUUUAGGGACCUAUGAAAUAACAAUUAAGACUAUUUUAAAUGAUCUAGAUUAAACUUUUUCCGAAAGUUUUAAGUGGAAUUUGAAUGUUAUUAAAGAUUAUUCAUAGGGGUAAAAUUUAUAUUCACCAUAAUUUGAAGAAGAUUUGAAGCCAAUUGAAGUGAGAUUAGGUUAAAGUUAUGUGUAUAAUUUCCCUAAAAUAAUAGAUUUAGAUGGUGAUUCGUUUGAAGUGAAAGUAAAAUAAAAUAUAUUUUAUGAUUUUAUAAGAGUAGAUUCGAGUAAAAUUACAAUUACUCCGGGUGAUAAUGUUGAACCUGGAUUAUAUGUAGUAGAUAUUAAAGUUAUUGAUAAUGGAUAACCUCCACUUGAUAACUCUUAUAAGAUUCAGGUACACAUUUUAGAUGAUGAAGCCAGUGAAGAUCAAGAAGAUAAUGAAAAUUAGGAUGAUGAUUAGAAUGAAUAGGAUAGUGAGACUGAUUAUGAUAAUUAAUAAUAAGAGGAAAUGACAAACUAAUUUAAAAAUCUAUUCUAAGCUUUUGUUGCUAAAUAAAAUAUGAAUGGUGAGAUUUUUAUAAAAAUUAAUGAUCAAUUCAAAUUCAACUAAGAAGCUGGUAGGUUUAUUGACCUUUACAUACUGGCAAGAGAUAAAUUAGUUAUAACCUUUCAAAGCUUAAGAUUUUAAAGAAAUUUGUAAUAAGAAUAAAUUGGCACCACCGAAAGUGAUAGUGACGAUUAAAAUUCAAAUAAUUAGAAAAUAAACAAUACUGAUGAAAAAGCAGAAGAAACUAAUAAGAACAGCGAAGUUUUUAUUCUUGAAUGCAUGCUUCCUAAAUAAGUUUCCAAAGUUCAUUUACCCUUGUUUGACAUUGAUUUCCCAGCAAACGCAUACUAUUUAAUAACCUAUCUAAUUAAUUUGACGAAUGUUAGAAUCCUGCCAGAAAAUUAGAUAUUCAAUUUCAGUGAAAAUCUUAAUAGAUACUAGAAUAACUUUGAGAUAUAAUUAGAUGCAUUCUUCUAACUUUUAGGCUAUGAGACUUUGCUGAUCUUAAUUUAGUUUAAGGAUUUCCUCGUUUUGCUGACAAUUGGUGUAUUCUACAUGAUUAUCAACAAUUUUAAGAAAUUGAACGAAAAAGUAUUUAGUGAGAAAUAUUCAACCCUUUAUGAGAAUAUGAACACUAAGAAAAAACUGUUUGCUUAUUAUUUGCAAAUCUUCUUGAUUAGAAGAAUAAUAUUUGCUCUUUGCAUAAGUUUAUUUGAGAUUAAGAAUGAUUUAGGCUGGGUUUUCUGUGGUCUUAUUAUAUCUAAUAUUCUACUUAAUUUCAUGGUAUUAAUCUUUGUAGUUGGUGCAUAGAUCUAUUAAUAUGCUAAAAGGAAAAUCUUUGAAAUAAAGCGUUAAAGAUUAGAAGUUAUGCUAAAGAAGAAAGUUGUUAGAAUAAUGUGUGAAAAAGCAGCUUAAUAAACUACUAUGAAUACUUAGAUUGAUUUAAGAAUAAAAGAUAGUUAGUUAUAAGACAUCUAUGAAGAUGAUUUUAUGAUACAUAAAGAUAGCUCACAGAAUCAUUAAACUGUAAAUCCUAUAUCCUAAAUUGAAUUCUAUCGACCUGAUUACUCUAUAAGUCAGGGGGAAGAUAAAACAUUUUCUUCAGGCAUGCAUAUAUAAUACUAUGAUUUUGAAAUGAAAGAAGAAUAAAAAAAGGAGGAAAAUCUAGUCAAUAGAAACCAAAUAGAUGAGACUAUCCAUUUGAACUUAUCGAGGCAGGAUUUACUUCCAUUCAUCGCUAGUAGAGCUAAAAAUAUUGUGAAAGUCCAAUCAGCCAGUAAAAGUAAUUCAAAGAGAAAAAAAAACAUUUAAGCGAGCUAUAAUAAGUUUAUUAGUAAAUUCUGA